GCAACACUGUUUCGAGUAAGCACGUAUAAUUUUAUACACAUGUAGGUCAAUGAAAAAAUGGCUUAGCACCGGAGUAAGCUCGUAUGUAUCGUGGCAAGGAACAAAUUUAUAAUUUAAAUGGCCUUCAGUGAUUUAUGUCACAUAGGUAAUGCGUACAAAACUGUUGAAAAUGAUACAGAUCAGUCGGAACGCAUUAUGGAAGAAAACUCGAUCGUACGAGAUCUCAUCACGAAGAUACUCGAUGAGACCGGACCCUCAGAAGGGGGCGGCCCUAUACAACCACCGGAAAAAGCUAUAAGCUCAAUACAGAGCUCAUACCCAAAAACCGAUACAGGAAACACCUCAUACAUACCACCGUCAUACAAUAACUACCAGAACAACUUGUACAACUACACUCAAAACGAUCAAAAUGGCUUUAAUUUCAACAUGCCGAACGGUUAUAACACGAACGGCUUCGUCAAUUAUCCAGACAACGACGUUAAUACCCUACUGGGCAUAGAACCUGUCGCAGACACCACAGAGACCGUCACGCCCGAACAACUAAACCUCUUGAGACUCGCCGCGCAAGAGAUCGGCGGCGCUCAAUUCACGAGUCCCAAAUUCGACGAUAAAUUCUACAACUACUUCGAACCUAACCAAAGAAAUUCGAUGCCGGAGACGAAUAUGUUCAACGCGAACAACUUCUCGCGGCCCAACAGUCUGAACUUGGACAUGAAUUUCAAUUCGAACUACGAUUUCAACCAAAGGUUUCCGUAUAAGGAGCAGAAUCAAGAUCAGACGGAAAUAUUGUCGUAUCUAAACCAACUGAACAUAUCUCUAGAUAGGAAUAGGGAAGAGAACGCGAUAAAUAACAUGGAUUUCAAGAUGCCGUUGGAUUUAAAUUACCAGAACGAUUUCAACAAAAUGAACGAUGAAAACAAAAUGUUCUAUCGGAACUAUCCGAAUAAGAAUUUCGAGAAUUUCUACGAAAUGAUGCAGAUGAGUGAAAGAAGUCCGAUGGGGCAGAAUCAGAAUUAUGAUUUCCAGAAUCAGCAACAGAAUUCGGUGUACAAGCCGAAUGGGUUCCAUCAGAAUGAGUUCAUGCGACGCGAUAUGAAUCAGAUGAUGCCGCGCGAGGGCUACCAACCUAACGGCAUGAAUGAGAGGAAUUUUGAUAAUGUUGGUAGAGACAACAUGCAACAGGCAGCUUUGAUGCGACAGAACCAUGAGUUGGCUCGACAGAUGAGCCUGUUGAUGAGGAACAGGCCGCCGCCUAAUCAGUUGAAUGUAGAUGUUUCGUUCUUGCACGAGAAUACGCCAUUCGGUCUUGGUCUCGGAGCGUUACUAGGUCCAAGCCCUCCGGUGCCGCCUCCAGUGUUACCAUCUCCAAUGCUGGAUCUACCGCUCCUAGCGCCUUUCUAUGCCAUGAGGAACAUGCGUGGUGUAGCAACUUCAUCAAGUAUAUUACACGCGAGGUUAGAUGCAUGUUACGAACAGUGGAGGCAGUUGGAACGGGAGCGCAAACGAACUGAGGCGAGGCUUGCUCUCGCCUACCCUGGCCGGGCCGUCUCCUCCUCCAACUCGAUCCCCGUCCCGCGCCUGCCUCCCUGCCCCACCAGGGUCGACAGGCUCACCGUGGACAUGCUCAGAGAGCAUACUAAGGUAUUAACUCUGAUGGGCAAGAUGGAAACAUUACGGGCGAGUGUGUGCGUGGCGCAAAACAAGAAACCCAACAAAUCCGAAGACCCGAAGAUCACGGUCCUCAAGCGUGGACAAGAGAACGUGGCGACUGAGAAAGAGACAGGUAUCGACCCGGCUACCUUCGACCCUUCUACGUGGCGGGAGGAUCUCAAGAAUUUGGUCGACAUCGCGCCGCACGGCGAGGUGGAGGGCGCCAUGGUGUCGUGGCGCGGCGCCGUGGUGGCCGUGCAGGCCGCGCGCCGCCGCGAGCUCGCGCCGCACCGCGACGCGCGCGAGCGCGGCCGCGCCGACCCGAUCCUGCAGCUGGCGGAGGCGGUGCGGCAGCUCGGCGCGUGCGCGCGGCGGGCGCGCGCCGCCAUGUGGAGCGACCUCACGCUCACCGUCGCGCUCGCCACGCAGCACCAGGGCCGCGCCAACACCACCACCACCAGCACCAGCACCACCAGCAACGCCACUGAGGCCACCACUAGUGAAAACGUCCAAAAAAGCAAUGCGCAAGCGCCGACGAUAAAAGCGACGCCAGAGAUCAACGCUAGCACAUCAACGCAGAACAACUCCAAACAGACGACUAGUGAUGCUAAAGAGGAGAAACCAUCAACAACGGAAACAAAAGCCGAACCAAAGCCGGAAGCAAACAAGCCGGCGAACAAACAGACAGACAAAGACAAGAACCGUCGCACGCAGUACAGGAAAGUGAACGGCAGGAACGACUUCUACCAGAAGAACCAGAGGUAUGACAACCGCUUCAUGCACAACCGCCAUCCGUACCACUACCUGGCGACGGGGCCUAUAAAUUAAUUUUAAACGAUGCGUGAUAGUUUUAUUUGAUCACAAUUGCUUGGCUCGACAAAAAAAAAAAAAAAUAGGGCGCGUUCGGAAACUUGCGUUAAAAUAUUUCAGAUUUUAAUGAAAGGUGCGUUCAAAAGUUUUGUUAAAACCAGAUAAUAGUUUAGUACUGAGCGAAUAAGGAUUUUGUUUUUUAUUAAAUUGCAUUGUAUUUUCGAACAAAUUUCAGAUAUGUCCAAAUUGGGACACUUUAAUACUGAAAUAUUGUCGCUGCAAAUCGUUUGUGAGCUCAUGCCUGCAAUAUGCAAGUUGAGCAACAUUUUAGUCAACUUGAUAGAAAUACAAAGUUGGUGAGAACUUUCUAGAAUUGUCAACAUAAACGAUUUGUAUCGAUAAUUCCAGGAUGACAAAAGGAAAUAUCCAAAAGUAAAUACGUAAAAUGUAUGGACACUAUUAUGUCAUUUAAAACAGUGUGACAUUUAUACUUACUGUUAUAAAAAAACUUGAUUCUCAUUUUCCUGCCUAUUAUCUCUCUACUACACUAAUUAUUCUCAGACUGAAAAACAAUGUUUUAAUUUCAUGAUUGUGUCCUUAAAAUACAAUAAGAGUAUAUUGAAAUGUAAGCCAGCGUAGCGAAAGCGAGUGUCAAGGCACUUUUAAAGUUAAAAACUUUAUUUAACAAUAGGGGACCUAUGCUUGAUUUUGUACAUUAUUCUAUAUGUAAUGGUUAUUAAUACGAAAAAGAAGCCCUCCUGCGAAAACUGAAUUAAAAUUGGUUGAAAAAUGAGCCAGUAAUUCAUAUUUCAAAUAUUGUGAUGUGCAGAAGUAGGCACGUUGUGGGGAUAUCGCUUCAUCUCUUUCUUUCGCACGCGACUAAUUCCCGAUGACGUCACAUGUGUGUAUUGGCGUCUCUUUUCUGCUUCUUGUUACCUUCCACCGAAUUUGAAAGACUUAUAACUUGAUUAUUUACCGGAUUUUAAUAAUUCCUUCUGUAUUAUAAUGUAUGUAACGUAAAUAUUUGAUAAUAGUAAAGAACAAAAAUUAGUUCGGUUCCCUAUUGUGUCCAUCAUAUAGCCAAGAAUUUUUAUGAAAGAAUCUCUAAAUGUGUAUUACUUUACUGAAUGUGAAAAAAUAACUUCCUGGUCUAUGAAAACAUAAAUAACAUAUUGUUAAUUACAUUAUGUUGUAACACGGUGUGUUAAAAGUAAGAUAGGCAAAAUUUUGAUACCACAAUAGUAGCUGGCAGUUUUUUUAAACCAAGAAAUCAAGUCACAAAAGUAAUAGAAAACUUGAAUGCAUAGAAUUUUGCCUAUUUUUUGACAAGCUUAACACAAAUGACUGAUUUAUUUAAAGUUCCUAAACCCUUAAUUUGGUGUUUAUGAUCAAAAUAAUGCUAUCACGUAUUCAUGACUACGUUCGUGUCAAUUUAAUUUUCAUUUUAUUUCUAAGGCAGCUAGAUUCAAAACAGCACAUUACUGUGCUAAGUACAGCAAAUUUUGCGAAAUGAGACUUAUGUGUAUUGUUUUAUGCGUGAAAGUACAACGCAAUACGGACUUGUCCAAAUAAUUGUCCAAAAUAGACAAGAAAUCAAUUGUAAUAAUACACAAGUCUGGUUGCAAUUCACUCAAAAUGUACCAAAUAUUGGGCCAACGUUUGACCCAAAACUUCCAAUGUGCGUUAAAUGGUAAUAAUACCAAAUACGAAUAAUGUGUUUAAUCGUUUUGAAUAGUUCAAAUAUGCGGGCCUGAGUGGUCUAAUAUCCAAUCUAUGGAUAGAGUAAGUCAGCCUCGCAUAGGCUGUUAGAGGAAUAUAGCCCUUAGUGAUUUCCUAUGUCUAACAAUUUAAGGGGCCUUUUUGACAUGCUUAACGAUAGGAUCUGAUUGGACUUAAAUAUACGUAAAGAAGCCAAAUGUGGCGCGAAGCCAUCGUCAAACACGUUGCAAAUGAACGUAUAAAAAUCAUAUCAACAACAACAAAGUUAUUAUAAUAAUUACGGUAUACACUCUUUGGUAGAGAUGCAUUUAUUAUGUGUACAUACGGUGAAAUUGUGUUUUCUGAUCGCUAGAUGGCGCUGUUCAUAGUUUGUUUUGUGGUACUACCCUACAAGUACAGAAAUUUGUACAAUGCUUUCCCAUUUUUUAACCCUCAAACUAUAUUUUAAAACAAAAUUACUUUUUUUUAUUUAAGCACAAUUUAAUGAUUGGGGUAAAAACACUUUGGGGUAGAUCAAACAUAAAAUGAAUGUUUUUUUUUUAUUUUUCACCGUGUGUACAGCCAAAAGGAGAAAGUGUACGUAAUAUCAAGACUAAAACAGGUAUAUUAAGAGACCACGUAUAUUAAUAUAUGAGAAAAAUAAUAUAUAAUCAUUCUAUAUGUGUGUAGAGUUAGAAUCGCCGUUAUCCCUACACCUUUCGCGUAUUCGUGCUUUGCUCGGUAUAAGUAUUACUCGUUAAUUGGCUAGUUUGGAUAACACUUGCCAACACUAUUUUUAACGUUCGGUGCGGGCGUUAUAUCGAAAAUAAACCUUAUCCGUGUGAAUAUGUGGUGUAUUUUACAUCGACGUCGUUGUAAAAAUGGUACAAAUGUUAGAAUGUUGUAGAAAUUUUAUUCGGACGAUAACAAUAGUAAUGUCCCCCGUAAUUAUCCUGUUUCUAGUCAAUGAGCAAAUGUUGGCUGAAUGUUGCGUUGCGCUCGCACCGGACGCGUGAAAAAAUAUAAACUAUAAGCUGAGGUCGGGGGUAAUUUUGUGACGUGUGUGGUGUAUUUUACAUUUUGAUUUAUACUUCAUAGUUUGGCAAAGUAAAAUAAGUUCUCUGAUGCGCCUAUUACGAUUCCCAAUCGUCUGGCAUUAAGCUAUUAGCUAUCAAGUAUAAAAUGGUAUGAAGCAUAAAUAAGACUCAAAUGUCGCUCACAACUCACAAAACCACCGCUGCGACUUCGGACUUAAUUAAAAAUGUGAUGUUUCUACGUAUAGAUAAAACUAGUUGACACUAUUUUAUUAUAUAUCAAAUUUCGUGCGAAUAACAAAUGAUUUGUGAGGGAAAGAGAUAUUAGUUACAAUGAAGUUAUGAACUUAGCGUAUAAGUGUACCGGUGUUUAUUUAUUUGGUAUAAUUCGGAAAUGGGUCGGUGUGGUUUAUUUCGUCAAUUCUCGCGUAUAUAUUGAUCGACGCGAUGUUGGUAAUCGUGUAACGAAUGCGUUACAUUGCACCCUGUGUUCUCUAUCCGCUUAUAAAUGUAUGGCGAAGCCAAAUGUAUUUAGAAUUAGGGCCAAAAUGAAUUGACUUGUCUACGGUCAAUCGGUGUAGUUCGUGUAAGUCAUUAUUUGCAUACGUACAAUAGUCAAUAGUAGAGAUGCGGGUAGCGUACUACGUAGUUCAUAUCGAAUACGCUGGAUGCGUCAAUCGUAUUAUGCAGUUCGUAUAGGCUACGCUAGAUCUGUGUAGCGUACUACGUAGUUUCUAUUGGCUACGUUAGAUCUGCGUAGCAUACUACGUAGUUUCUAUUGGCUACGUUAGAUCUGCGUAGCAUACUACGUAGUUUCUAUUGGCUACGUUAGAUCUGCGUAGCAUACUACGUAGUUUCUAUUGGCUACGCUAGAUCUGUGUAGCGUACUACGGAGUUUCUAUCGGCUACGUUAGAUCUGUGUAGCGUACUACGGAUUUCAUAUCGACUACGCUAGACCCUUGCAGUGUACUGCGUAGUUCGUAUCAGCUCCGCUGGAUCCAUGUACAUUACGUAACGGCUACGCUAGAUACCUGUAGCAUGGAUACAAAAUGACUUGCUACGUUUGCAGAUUCGAAAUGCGUACUACGCUUGUUGCGUACUCGGCGUGUACUACGCCGCUCACAUCUACGAGGUAGGAAACCGGAUGCGUGCUACAACGCUCGCGUUCAUAGUAAACAGUGCACAAAUCUGUCAUUUGAUUUAAUGACAGGAAACAACCAAAUUGAUUUUUUAUAGGUUUAAUUCGACAUCUUCCAUGUUUCGUUCUUUAGUUUUAAGAGUUUAGUUAAUAUUUGUUGUGAAUUUUUAUUUCUUUUAUAUCUCUCCAUAUUCGUUCGCUUAAAAUGACACAGUCGCGUGACCGGUUUCGGUGAAAUAAUAUUACCUAAUAAUAAAUAUACUUAUUAUUGACUCUAAAAUGUUUAAUGAAAUCAUCACCUUAUGAAAUUAACUGAUUUAUUUUUGUAUUGAUGUUUAUUUGUUUUUUCUUAUUGAACGAUGAAUUUUUUGACCACGUCUAUAUCUUAUAAAUGAAUUAAAUUCUAGGCGUUACUAUUUCUUAUAUUUACGGCCUAUAUUUCUAGUGGAAUACACAGUAUAUUUAUGUCAUUAUUCAUUUAUUAAAUUAAUUCUCGAUCUUCACCGAAACCGCUUAACGCGACGUACAAAUAAAUAAAAAAAUAAUUUAUUUAAUUAAAUUUAGUGCCUUUUUCGAUAUCUUAUGCAUGCAUCCUGUUGAAAUUGUAAGUAUAUAUCCUGAUGCAUGAUGUGUAUAAAUUUUAAAUUGUUGAUGAUAUUUUUUUGUUUUCAUGACAUUCAAAAUGGCAUUUUUCUCCAAUAUUGUUGAACUUAGUAGGUACUGGCUUAUGAUGUGUGGUAUCUUAAAUAGUAUAAAAGAAAAACACUUUAACAAAACAUAUAAAAAUAUGUUUUAUAAAACUAUUAUUUUACAAAAAAGUUGGCAGCGCCAAACUUUAAUUCCCAAAUAAGGUAUCUUAUAAAUGAUUACAGAAUUGCUUCAGUAAUCAUUUGUAAGCAUCUUCAUUUGUAUAAAGCAAUAACUAUUGCUUUAAUUGUUGUAUUGUUUUACUGCUAUAGUAAACAAAGAAAUAAUAAUUAAGAAAAGCAUAAAAUACCCCACACAUUAUAAGUUAUUACUAAUAUUUAGGGGGUUGGUGUUACCACCAAUACAUAAAACAACUAUAUUACUCAAAUUCAGUGCAAUAUUUUAUUUAUUUGCAACACUUUAGUGUAUUAACCAUACCAACAUACCCUACACAUAGAAGAUUAGGGGUAAAAUGGUAAUUUUAAUAUAAGUUUUGAAAUCAAGGCCGGUAUAAACUUGAUCUAAAUGGAUGCAUCCUGAUUGUCUGUGGUUGGGGCAAGCCAUUUCAUUACUAUUAUGGCUUUAAUAGUUAUAGAUUGCUUUAAAUAACAUUUCAAAUAUCUGGUCUAACUGUGGCGUAUAUGGGGAAUAAAAUAGUUUACAGCUUUGUUCCUAUUUAGGUCAAAAUGAAUUUGGAGUAUUGUUCCCCAUUUUUUUAUUUAUGUUUAAAUAUCUAUUUCUAUCGUAUAGUGUAACAAAUGAAUUAAUAAAAUCAACACCAACCCCGGUGACUUAGCGAAACGCUUCCAUAUUUAGAUGUUUUAAAGAUAUAUUAGUACAAUGAAAAAUCGCACUUAGCUUUUAUUCUAGGUGUAGUCCAGAGUUUUUAUUCUUGUUUUUAGUAGAAUAUAAGCGCAACAUAUGAAGUUUAGUUUUUUUUUUCAUGAAUAUAAUUAGUUUGUAAUUUUAUUUCAAGAGUACCUUUAUCUUAUCGGUGACCGACUCUCAGUAUUUUAGGUUGUGGCUGGGCCAAUGGUAAAAUGUUAAUACCACUUAUUAUUAUAUUUUCGUUUUAAUUUUUACAGUUUGAUAACUUGUGGAAUAAAGUAAAAUACUCUGGUAUAUGUUAUGGUACCUUUUGUCACUUCACUGAUUGAAAAUUAGAUUUUUUUAUAAUAAAAUCUAUCAACCGCUUGCUAUCGUUAAUAAUGGGGUAUUAUAUAAAAAAAACAUUUGCCCAGCCACAACGAUCCGGUACUACAAUGAUUUACUAUUUUUUCCAACGUUGCCAUAUAACAGAAACUGUUUACCUCAAAAUCAAAAUGUCGUGCAAAAUCAUUCGCAUUGUGAUUAGGGAUUUUUAUUUAUCUUGAACAACGCGCAAUUGUUACGGUACUUUUAAGAUUGCACGGAAUAGAAAAAUAUAGAUCAAUUGAAAUGGCUGAGUUUCAGCUGUCACAAAGUGUUGGCUGUACUGAAUUUGAUGCAAACUAUCAUUUGGGAUUAUUACAGAUAUUUUCGGAUCUCAAGGUCGUUCAUUUUGUAACUAUAUUUGUACACAAAUAUUGCGUUUUGAGUAAACAGAAGGUAUAUUUAUGUCUGACUUAUUUAAAAACAUAAGCUAAAUUAUUUCUAAACCCAGAGUGACAUGUAUUUACAUUAAUUAAUAUUAAAACUUCAAAGGGAUAAAAAUAGUUACUAAUAGUUCUGUACCCACAGAUAUGAGUUACAUCGAGAAUCUAAAAGAAAAUGACUUAAAUAUACGCAACAGUCACUUAUUUAUUAUCAGGGAUUCAAUUAUGUAUAACAUGUUUCCAUAUAUAAUGUACCUUUUGUUGUAGUGUCUACAUUAAUCAGCAUUUAAAUUCAGAGUAAGCUACCCGAACAGAACUCAUCAGAAAGCAUUAAUAGUUAGAUUUAAGGUAGUAAUUGCGUAAAACAAAUUCAGUUCGGCCAAAAAUUUAUUACAUAGUUAAUACAAGAGAUGAAUUUAUUUAAAAUUUAUUUAUUAGAUGAAAUAUUAUUUAUAUUGUUGGCAUUGGCUAUGAGUUGAAUUCAUUUCGGAUUUAAUUUUUCAAUUAGUGUAAAUUAUUGUAAGGACAUUCUUAAAAGUGCCACUGUAUGCUUCUCUCGAAUUAUUUAGCAAAGUUUGUGGUAUUGUCUUUCUUUGUUAUUUGAGAAGUGUGGACAAAAUGUCAUUAUUAGUAUGUGAAAAAAGAAACAUUUACUCACUCGUCGACACAGGCGUAUUGUGGUAAUUAUGUACCCCAAAAAUAUAUCAAUGUAAAUUGUAUUUACAUCUUUUACCUAUAAAGUUUAGAGCCUGCAGUUCAUUAUAUUAAUUAAUACUGUAAAGUGCGUGGCUUAGUAUAUCACUUAACAGAAAGACAAUGCCACCAAACAUGCUAGCCAACGAAGCCUAAAAUUAUUGGUUUAGCUCAAUAUCGUUCCUUCCGUCCAGUUUCGGAAUUUUCACAUAGCAUAAGCUUCCUAAACGCAUUUCUAUCCGAAAAUGAAUAGUAACAUAAAAAAACUCCACGCUUGUUUUUCUAACAUUUACUAAUUUAAGUUUUAAAUAUAUGAAAUUCGUAAAUUCUCGACCAACGCUUACAUACAGCAUAUCUAUAAGAAUUAUUGUGUGAUAACCUAAUUGUAAAUCCUUUAGUCCUUACGAAGAUGUUUUUUCUAUAAUACCAAAACUCUGUACUUAAUUUAUAUAGUGGACGCUUAUGGGUAUAUAUUAAGUGAACGUAAUAUACCUUAGCACGAAAUAUGGUACGUCCUUCUCAGAUAUGAAUCGCUAUCUACAUAUGUAAGUAUACAAUGAGGUGCUAGUACGGGACGCGUUGAGAAUCGUUGGUGUAGAUAGUGCAUUCUAUAGCGAUCUUGUGCUUAGUUGAAUGGGGUAAUUUUGGUCCUUUUUGUCUAAAUGGGGUAACAUUGGCCCUCUGAGUAUAGUGAUACCCCAUCGAAUAAUUAAAUUUCCGCAAUGCAUAUUAUGUAUUUUGAAGCUUGAUCAGUGAAAUACUAAUAAAUAUUGGGGUAAUGAGGACGAAUUGUUUUCUUACAAAUUGCAUAAUUUUUCUAUUUAAAGGAACAUUAUUUUUAUUAUUAACAUUUUGUCUGCUUUCAUUGCGCAGUGAUGGCUAACUAGUUCAGUUUAUAUUAGCUUUAAGGCAUAAGCGUUAACCCAUUCUGCCGAGUAAAGCGGUAAAUGUCAGGACCAAUAAUAAAAUAGCCCUUAAAAAUACGAAACUAUUGAUAUUUCAAUACUAAAAUACUAAACAUUUCACUAAGCACAAGCAUCAAUGAAAGUCAAAUAUUUACCUAAGAGAACUUAUACGAACGCUAGAAUUUUGUAGUUAGAUAAUAUGCAUGAUCGUGGUAUGUAUAGCGGUUGUUAUAUUUUUGUUUACACUUUUAUUUUUUUGUUUAGUAGUCAAUGUUUAGAAUGAGAUUUGUUAGGACCUCACUCCGCAGUCGACGCGCGGACGUCGCGUCAGUUUUUGCUCCACAAAAUCCUGAACGUACAAAAAGUUUGACUCACUACGCUAGAUUAACUUGGCUAGGAUGUUUUUUUAGAAUGUAGACCAGUUAGGAAAGGUUAUUCGCAAGACUGGAUAUAAUGGUUCUUUAAUUUAUUUCGUCCUUUCACGCAUUGGAAAUAAAUUUUGAUCGUCGUUAAAGGGCAUUUUUGCAUUGACAAUUUAGUUUUACUGUACCUGAAUAGUGCAGCGCGAGUCGGUUGCUAUACUUAUGCUGGCCUGCAAAAUCGUCCAUGGUCAAGGCUUUGUGGAAAGGGGAGAAGGGGAAAUUAGGCUCGUUCUCCAAAUGACAUGUUUUUUAAUUCAUUUGAUAAUUUUAGUUUUAAUAAAGCAAUUUAUCUUCAGCUAGAUGUUAGGGUUUUGGUCCUUGUUCGUUUAAACGGGGUAGUUAUGGCGUCCAUAUUCCAAUGUGUGAAAGGUGUAAGGUUGGAUUCCACAUUUGUUGUCUUUAGCGGUCAUUCGCCGCACUUCGCGUUUCACGAUGUUCCUGUACACAGUCGCUUCUGUCUCGAACCAUCGGGAUACAUUGAUUUAUGUGAAUGUGGAUCAAUAUUAGAGCUUUAUCGAAUUUGAUAAUAAUUUACGGAUGAAUAAUAUUUACAAAAAAAAUAUAUAAAAAAAAAAUUAAAAAAAUAAAGUAUCGACGUGUUAGAAGAGAAUUCACUGUUAGAUAGAUAUUCCUGCAAGAUUGUGUAAUGUAGUUGAAUUUUUUAUCUAUUUUAAAACGAUGCUAGAUGUUUAGAGGGGAAUGGGGAGUGUUUGCCACUAGUUUGAGGUUAGGUUAGGUGGAUACGGCCCUAAAGCUUAUAGAACGAAUCUAAUAGUUAAAUAAAUGUUUUUAAAUAUUACUGUGCAUGGUUAUGAAUCCUCGUUUAGAACAAAUUUGUAUUUAGCAUAAUCGUUGUGCCCCUUUUCCAUUAGUGCGGUGUACGUGUUAUAUCGACGUUGCAUCGUUGCACAAAAUACUCUUUAAAUUUUUAAUAAAAAAAUAUUUAAAAAAAAUCCCACUUUUUAUACUUGUGUACCGGCGGGGUAUGGCCACGGUUUUUCGUUUUAUAAUAGUCGCGUAUAGUAUUUGUAGUAUGAGUGGACAAUAAAGGUGGUUAGUCUAGCCAAUGUGAUACGUUAUGGGUCACGCGACCCGUUCGGUCUGCCACCACGUUUUUUAACUUACUCUAAUAGAUUUAAGUUUUAACAUCGCUUCUGAAAGUUGUUGCCGCCGCUGCGGUGUUUUCUAUACGAUAUUAUAGUGGAUUUUAAUAUAUUUUGAGCCAUUGUUUAGUGUGCAUAGUGAACUAAUAUUUUUGCUACUUCGAAUAUCGUACAGUGAACGUUUCUGUCCAAUAAAGGAAUGGCAUCACGUUUUGCGUUUGUUUAUUUUUUUUUGUACACGCGAGGACCAAUCUGGUUUAAACGUUAUGUACUAUGAAAAAAAAAAAACAAUAAUGAAAUGGUAAUACAGGAUUUAUUUUGCCAGUUCCUCUUAAAUGUAAGUGAGAAUUUCUAAAAAUAUUUAAUAGUCUGUAAGUGUUGGUAUAUUAUUUUUUACAUUGUAGUUGUUCCGGUGUAAGUACAGAAGUAUUAAUUCUGAUAUAUUUUCGUUUGCCACGCCCCGUACCCCGCGCGGGGAGCGCCUUUGGAUUUGUUUAGAGCUAAAACAUGUGUAGUUAGUUCUUAACUGUGGUGCUGAAUGGUAUUGACACCAAUAUGUUUAUAUUUGUUAAUUUGUAACUUUAAGCGUAACGGUGAAUGUAUUGGGAUGGGUGCCGAUUGGAUUUCUUGUCGUUUUUUAUUGUUUUUUUGUAAGUCAACGCAUUUUUAGACGUAAUGAUAACAAUACAUAACAAUUGAUGUGUAAAAUGCGAUGCGAUUUUUCAGUAAAAAUUGCUUUGAUAUUUUUUAAAGACAUGAAUAAUUAUUUUGUGAUGAAAUGUGAAAAGGUGGUUUAAUUCUCGGCGUGUAAAAAUAAGAAAAAUGUUUGAUCGGCACCGAACAAAGCAGCUUUUGUAAAACAAUUAUUUAAUAAAAACAAAAUGAAAUCUCACUACAUUUGAUCCGUUGAAAUAAUGUAUUAAUAUAGAAAAUGUUUCCGUUUUUUUUAUGUAUACGUGAUGUAUUAACAUGAGGAAUGUAUUGGAAAUGUGUUUCAUUGAGAUCUAUAAAUGUUUUGUCAUGUAGUAGUAUUGUAAAAAUCUUAAUAUCGGGGUGGAAGGAAAUAUAUGUUUUGGUACGGUUAGCAGCAAGAACCUAUCCAAUUGUAUGACAACCAUUGUAUAAUCCAUAUAGUAAUUUAUAACUAUUUAUAAUUUCCUGAUCUUUCACACUGCUUUGCCUUAUUAUAGAAAAAAUACUUGGAAAUAUGAAAUUACUAUUUAUAGAUCUCGACGAACAACUUAGCAAAUGCCUAAUAUUAAUUCGAGCGAUUUAAGCCUUAUUUUCACCAGCGAAAACGCCAAAAUGGCGUGCGCUCGCUGUUAACGCUUGCCGUGGCUUCAUCGCGAUGGGUUAUUUGUAGCAUUUUCUCGUAUACUACACACUGCCACUACAGCACGUUGGGUUUAUGUGUACCGAUAGCAAAAUAACUGUAAGUGGAAGAAUAUGGUUUUUUUUUUUACUCUAAAAUAUUGCAUAUAUGCAUAAUAACAUCAUUGUAAAGAAAAAAAACUCUCAAUAUGUAAAAAAAUACUGGAUGAAUCAAAUCUAUGGUAAAUCCUUCGAAAACGCCACCAAAAGGUAAAAAUAAAUACUUGGAUACUAUUUUGCCAUCAAGGUUUUAUCAUGCACAUGAUUUUAUUUUGACCAAUAUUAUUAAAAAAAAAAAGCUUUUCUACUUUUUUUUUGUCAUUGGCUAUAUUAUGUAAUAGUAAGUACGCAUAAGACCCAACGCAAUAAGCCUGCAUUAAUUUUUUUAUUAUUGUUUCUUGUUAUAGAUUUUUUUUUUUUUGUUAUUUAGAUACGCUUUGUAGGCGCAAAACCACGUAUAGAAUUAUUAUAAAACAAAAAUAUAUAGAAUAUCGAUCGCUAGUCCUUAUCUCAUCGUAUGAACUUUGGAUCUGUCCGUGUAAAUUUAAUAAAAAAAAAUACUAAAAAAAAUAUAAAAUAAAUGGAAUAAUAGGUGUUUUUUAAGAUACUUAAUACAAAACAUUACUAUCUGUGGUGAAUAUCGAAUUUUAUGAGCUUAUUAAAUAACUUAAUUCCGUGGUGUAUGGGUAUAUCGUGGUAUGCUAAAAUAUAUGUACUGUUUUGAUAGCGCGCGUCUUGAUGUAUAUAAUUUGAUUUUGCAAAGCGAAAAAAUUGUUUAGGUCCUGCCUCGGAAGUUAUGAGUACACGUAGUUUACAAUUAGUAUUGUUUACGAUUUUUUUUACCAAUCAAAAUUAGAAACUUGCUGGAGCCUUCUUAAGGUCUUCUACAAUAGUCGUGCAUAGUUUAGCUUAUAUUAUUUCAAAUGAUUUUUAAUUACAGCGUUACAAUCAGAUUAUUUUAACAGAGAUAAGUUUUUUGUAUUGCAGAUUCUGUGUCCCACAAGAAAGUCUUUGUUUAUGCAAUACACUGUGCAAUAAAGCGCAGUGCAGUUAUUUUCUAGCUUAAUUAGAACUUUGUUCUGUAUCACAAGCUUGAAAAACACAAAAUUUAUACUUAAUACAAUGGACGUGCGUUAUCGAACCAAAAAUGCGGGUACUACACUAAAAAAAUGAUUUUCAAAAGUUUGUUACGAAGCUAAAAUAGUAUUUGAUAAGAUGCCAAGUUAGAUGCAUUGGACCAAGGAAUAAUGUAAUUUUAAGUGUAGCUCACUUCACAUGCUGACGGUACAUAUAGCAUUUUUAAUAGAUGAAGGAGGUUAGGCAAGUGUGGAAUAUUUAAAGAUAUUUAAUGUGAAAAUAUUUUUUUUUUUGCAUAAAUAAUUUUAUUAACUGAAUAAAAAGCUUGUCAAUUAUUUAAAGUUUGGGUUAGUUCAAAAUAAUUUUACAUUGGCCUAAAUAUGAACCUAACAGUAUCAGUAAUAACAUAAUUUUUUGACUAAAUUUGUACACUACAGUGAUAUGAAACCUCUACUAUUUGAAAUUGCCUGCACUACCACAUUGCUGAGUAUCCAAAUAAACAAUUUUAUAUUUUUCACAAUUUUCAUUCAUUUAAAUAAUAUUCCACAUUGCCCAUUCUCCCGGAGAGGUUUAUAUUGAUAUUUUGACAAAACGUCUCCCUUCGUGUUAGAUCAAUGUGUCUUUAUAUUCUAAAUGUUGUUGAUGACGCGGCAUGAUAGCAGACUGAUUAAUUGAACAGGUGUUAUAUACUAUGUAAUUUUGAUUUUGAUCCUUUCAAUAGUACGAGCGACUAUGGUCAAUUAGUAAAUAUUUCCGUUGGGUUUUUUGUUGUAAUGUCUAUGGUUUUAUUUUGAGGUUACAGUUUGUUGGGAAGUGUUGUUCGGUAUUAUAGUUGUUUUUUCUGUUUAUAAAUGUAUGAAAAAUAACUCACUCACUCAGGUAUAUCUUAUUGCCUGAUACUUGAUACUUGGCGAUGUAAAAGAUAAAACAAAAAUAUUUUAACUAUAAUUAAUUAAUUAUAUACAUUAGAUACUUUUUUCUGGAAAUACCAUGACAGUUUUUAAUUGGAGAUGAUGGAAAUGUAUGUCCGUAUGGAUUAUUCGUGAAGUUUUUACUGGAAAUGACAAUAUACGCUAAAAAUCUACUCAAAGGAUCAAAAACAAUCAUUACCGUAUUUAAUUGUUGGAUGGCAAAGCGCGAUCACUGUUAGUGAUUUCUGUUCUUAUGCAGUAUUAUAAUGUGGGUAGUUAUGUGCAGGAGUUCUACAAUUUGGGUAGAUUUUUAUUACUCUGGCAACACUGAUUUACUAAUUAGGCAGCAACCCUAACGCGGCUUAAUAGCUUGACUGACUUAUGCUAUAAUUUGCCAAUUUAUGAACUAAUAGAGAAAUGUUUGUACUUUUAUAAGUGUUUAGUUAUUAAAUUGUCAACGCUAGCUAUCGGAGCUAUUCGCUUUUGGUGUAAUUUGUCCUAAGGGAUGAAGGGGAAAAGUUGAAUGAUAUAAUUUUUGUAAAAUAUCUGCUUCUGUAACGGAGAGGUAUUUGAAUUGAUUUGGUACAAAUAAAACAAUUCGAAUAUCGUCAAAAUAGUACAACCUUUUCAAAGAACAUUUAGCAUUUCUUUCGUCCACUCUCCCGUCUUGAUUGAGAAUAAAUAAUGUGUUCACUCUUUGAAACGGUAUGUAAUUUGACGUUAGUCGAAACGAGUUUUUAGAUGAAAUCUAAUUCGUACCAAAGUAGCACAUAACUGCCCCCAAAUAAUCAGAUGUAGCUAAAUAAAAUCUAUUAAGAUUAGGCGUUUCGAUGUUACUAUAUAGUUCACGAGUACCUAUAGUUAAAUACGCCAACUGUGUCGCGCAGUCGUUGUGAAAAUAUAUAUGUGUAAUGUCCUUUCAAUAGGUUAUCGUUUGUCUGAAUACUAAGUAGAUAAUGCUAGAUUCAGUACUUUUUCUUACUAAUGGUUUUGUUAAUGUUUUGGCACUGUAUUAAUUACCUUCUGAUAAAAAAAUAUAUAAUGAAAUAAAGUGU
This is a messenger RNA of Manduca sexta (tobacco hornworm), 16128 nucleotides long. RefSeq names its product meiosis-specific coiled-coil domain-containing protein MEIOC. Gene Ontology annotation, biological process: meiotic cell cycle; female meiosis I; male meiosis I. The transcript has 10 exons. Lineage: Eukaryota; Metazoa; Arthropoda; Insecta; Lepidoptera; Sphingidae. The coding region runs from base 118 to 2478 and encodes 786 amino acids. Gene Ontology annotation, cellular component: cytoplasm; nucleus. The record is from RefSeq and is a predicted model, not a curated record.